Messenger RNA from Rhincodon typus (whale shark), 4065 nucleotides. RefSeq lists its product as uncharacterized. Lineage: Eukaryota; Metazoa; Chordata; Chondrichthyes; Orectolobiformes; Rhincodontidae. Gene Ontology annotation, molecular function: RNA binding; protein binding; metal ion binding. The transcript is spliced from 17 exons. Bases 993 to 2741 code for a protein of 582 amino acids. The record is from RefSeq and is a predicted model, not a curated record.
CAACCUGCUGAGUUUCUCCAGCAAUUUCUGAUUUUUUUUUUCCAGAUCUCCAGCAUCCACAGUUCUUUGUUUGAUUAAGAUGAUUAAGGAAUUUGCUGACUUGAGUUUUAACACCCAGAGAGAGAGGGGACCAGAAAACAGGUGUAUUCAAGAGGAGACGUUAAUACAGCAAAGGAGCUGUUAGUAGCAAUCUCCAAAACUAACCGGGGCAGGCUUGAGAAAGGGCCUGAGUAGCUUAAUAGAAAAGCCCAGAAGUGGGAUAUUGCAGAGAUAUCAGAGAGGAAGACAGCCUGCAAUGCUGUUGAAGAAAUGAACUUAAGGAACCCUUGUUCCUUAACCCUCUUGAUGUCUUUAAAAUCUAGGUAAUAGUAAGCUCAGUUAGUAGCUUGUCUAAAGGUCUCGGGGAGAGACCUUAAUUCAAGGAAAUAGUGCUGAGUAAAUUCAUGAAAAUCAGCUGAAAGGAUAACAAGGCUUCAGCCAAGCCAGCUGAACAAAGUUUUAGUGUGGGAAGGGAGGCAGUGGUAGUGUCACUGAGCGGGUAAUCCAGAAUUCAGCGAGCUGCUGGAAAGAUGGGCUUUAUAGGUAUACAUGCACAAGCAACAUCAAUCUGCAGGCCCAGAUGGAAAUAUAGAAGGAGGAUUAAGGAUGAAUCUUUUUGGGUUUGAAUCUGUAGAUCUGGUGCUGUUCCACAUUGGGUAGGCUAAGGAUAGAAAAGCAAAAACUAGACUCUGCAGGUUUUGUAAGAGCCAUGAGUGAUGGUGAAGGCAAUCUGCAGAUGUCUUUCGGUGCACUGUGACUUGUUUUAAUUCCCUAAAGCCUUUGUUUUUUCAGAAGGCCGUUACCCGUCAACAUUGACGGAUAAAGUCAACGUUUACCAGCAUAACCUGCAAGACAGUCUGGUGACCAAUCAGAGGCUGGAUAAUUUUUUUAAAAAUCUAAUUGAAAGCAGACCAGUGGAGGUUCACCAGUGUGUUUUUGAUGAGACAGCCAUAAUGGAGCAGCAUGUUUUUGAUUCAAGUGAAGAUGAUGAUAAUUACACCUAUGAGGAUGAUGACUAUUCCAAUGAUGACGAUGACCACAACAUUGAUACAUUUUGUGGAUUACGGAAAAAUUUCCUCCAUCAUGUUCCAGAAUUGUCCACACUCAAACAUAUAACUGAUCCAUACAAUAAAGAAAACUCCAAUUCAUAUCGAGGUUCUGCUGAGGAGGCUGAGAGAAUUGCUCAAGAGUUGGUUAAUGAAGAGGAGCAGGCUAAAAAAAAGGCUGAGAAACGAAGACUUAAGAAAAAAAGACAGAAAGAGAGAAGGCGCCAACAGAAAUUAGAAAAAGAAAAUAGAAGUGAGAAUAAAAUUGGAGAGAAUGUCAAUGAUAAGAAAGUUCUGUCAAAGAAAGAAAGUUGUAGCGAUGGAGAGGAGGAUGGCAAAGAAGUGAGUGGAAAUAUUAAACGUGGUCUUGCUGUGUUACCUGAGAAGGGGGCUUCGGCAGGCAAAGAGCAGAGCUCCAACACAACUGACAGUAAAAAUGAGAAUAGUGUGAAAGUUACUGCUAGAGUGGGUGAGGAUGAGAACACCACCGAUAAAUCAGUAUAUAUAUCUGAGGAUGAGUUAGAUAUGAACAGUUCUUUUGUUUCAAAAGCUGUCACCCAGAUGAAACGUAAAAUGAAUAUAAAACCCAAAGCUGAGAGAAAAGAGACCGAAAAGAAAAAAGGUGAAAAGAAACUAGAGCAAACUAUGGACCCUAAUGCUUUGAAAGACAAGAUUUAUAAGUUGGCAGUGCAAGGAAAUAGUAAGGCUAAUGAGGGACGCUAUGAAGAUGCAGUGGAAUAUUUUACAGAAGCAAUUAAAUAUGAUCCAAAAGAAUAUAGACUGUUUGGAAACCGUUCCUAUUGCUAUGAGAGACUGAAGCAAUAUAGUCGAGCGUUGAGUGAUGCUCAAAUAGCAGUGAACCUGAAUCCAUCCUGGCCUAAAGGAUACUUCAGGAAAGCUAGAGCGUUAGCUGGAGUUAAGAAAUACAUGGAGGCCAUAGAGGCUUUCCAAGAGGUGCUAAAAAUUGAUAGUUCCUGUAAAGAUGCUGAAUAUGAGCUACUUCAAGUUCAGAUGCAGCUACUGAUGGACCGAGGUUUUACUCAGCAGCAAUGUGACGAGAUUCUAAAUAAAUAUGGCAGUUUAGAAGAAAUACUACUAUCAUCAGCUCCAAAACCUCGAAAUUGCCAAAUUACUACAAAUACAUAUGUAUUAGAUGAAGAUGAUAAGGAUUUUGUACGUGUGAAAAAAUCCAAAAAUAAACCUGCCUCAAUGUUAGUACAGUCACAACUGCAGCCGAGGGAAUUAUUUCCGAUCUGGAUUGGGAACGUAACCACUCGAAUUACUGAAGAAGCAUUGCGUGCAAUAUUUGAAACUGUUGGAACCAUACACAGCAUCCGAAUGCUUCAAGAUCGCUUUUGUGCCUUCAUCAACUACACGACCAAACGGGGAGCAGAGCAGGCCAUUGUAAAGUUACAGGGCACUGAACUCGAAGGAACCAAGCUGCUGAUUCGUCAUCCUGACAAUAUUUACAAAAACCUCGGAGCAGCCAAGAUGGCAGCUCCAACGACCAAGCCUUCACUUGUGGAGAAGGUGAAAAUCCCACCCGCCAUUGAGUGCCAUUUCUGGAGGAACGUCGGCUGUGUAUAUGGGGACAAGUGUCGCUUCCGGCACAUUCCGAAGCAUAAAGGCGUGGAUAGCAAGGUCACGCAGAAUUAAACAUCGACUGGUGCACAUUUGUGUUCUAACACUUCAAAGAAAGGAGCCAAAUUGUGAAGAAGAGAGGGCAUGAUGCCUGAUAGCCAGUGGCAGUACCCUAAUGGAUCAGUGAACAGAACAAUGUGUGAUGUGCUCUCGAGGAUAUCAUUGUGGCAGCAACGUGCAGUGCAGCCCAUUUUACAGUAAGGUUCAUGAGAGAAACAAAAACACCAAACUGGAGAGCUAACUGUGGAACUUUUUUCACCUGGGUGUCAGGCGCUGGUGUUACGAGGAAGGGAUCCUCGUGUGAACAAGAGGAGUUUCCUGUGUACCUUGCACAUCCCCAAGAAGCACAGACCCAGGAGGUUAGGACUGCCAUUGGAGCCUCUGCAGUGUGCGAACGUGAACCUGCCCACAAUAGAGGCAUUGCAAGUUUCUCCCUCCCCACCUCCAGUGUGAAGUGCUGUGGCUUCAGCAUUCAGACCACCUUCCCCCUGGUUAGAGAGGGAGUCAUUCGUAACCUGCUGCCCUCCAGCUGUGGAAGGGCUGACUGGAAUUCGGUGCUAACCUCUCUACGUCAGGUGGAAACAAGAUUCCGGGUUUGUUGUCUGAAGGCAGAGAGAGACCCUGACUUCUAUACAGAACGCGGAAUGGCUAUGCAGUUUUAAUAUUCCCUCCUGCAGUGUGUGUGUCUGGCUCGCACCUUGCAGCUGUAUCUCCCCUGCUCAUGGUAAAAAGUCUAAAAUCAGCAGCAGACUGCUGAGGGUGGAGUGCUCACACUCCUGAGAGCAUCACCCUCGAGCGCGCACACACACACACUGUUGGGGCCAUCUCUGAUGGGAAUUGAAUGAGCUGUGUAAUGUAAAUGCCUUCUCAAACCUCCUGUCCACACUCUCAGUGCACUCAAGCUUUUAAUCGGAAACUUGUUCUUAGGGCUGCUUGAUGUGGCUUGCUCCUGGAGAUGGAUUCCACACUGUGGAUUCCCAUCUCACUCAGCGUUGCCUCAGUUCCUGCCAUCAUGUCGCCAUGUCUGCAGCUCUUGCUGAUUUGAUUCCACAAACCAUGUUUCGAAAUGUGUUUAAGGGGAGAUAGGGUGGUAUUCCAACACUUCUGUCUGCCCCUUGUUGUGCCAUAUUGGAGGCAGUGUACUCUGAUAAAAUGAUGCACCCUGUUAUAAAUGAUCUGAUUUUACCUUUUAUAAAUUGCACAAUGCCUUUUUAUAUAUAUAUAUAUAUAUUUAAAAAAAAAUCAAGUUUCUAUAACCAGAUAAAAAUUGCUUUGAGAAAAAUGAGCAGUGCCAGAGACUGCAGAUACAUCCUUAUAAAAUCCCAGUCAGAUUCUUGUA